CCAGCCAUUCUAUAGGUGUGGGGUCCACAUCUUCCAGAAAUUAAGAAAAAGUAACUCCCUCCCAUAAGCCUAGGUGGAUGCCAAAAGCCCAAAGGCAGGCGGAAUAUGCUUUGCUCUGCUCUGCAAAUAUCCCAUUCCCCUCUCUCUGCCUUGUUUAAACCAAAUUACUGCUCUAUAACCUUUUUGUGACAUUUUAUUAUCUGUAUCUAUAUUGUUGGUAGCUAAGCUAAUAAGCCAAAGCUAAAAGCUCAUCAUCACCAUCGCUAAAGCUUUUAACCCUUUCUUCUUGGAUUCUUCCCACUCCCUUUGCCUUUCUUUCUAAUCAAAAACCAUGGAGCUUGUCCACGAGCUCUUCUUGACGGCCUCUCUGGCUCUUCUUCUCUCUUUCCUUGUCGCCAAACUCGUAGCCUUUGCUCUGGCUGGCGAUUCUAGGCACCCUGACUCUGAAUUGAAAUCGAGUUCUGUUUCUGAUGAAGGUGUUGUUGAGGCGGAGAAAACUUGCGAAGAUAGUUUGACGGUUCGGGGUUCCGAAAGCGAGAGCAGGGUAGUUGAAUUUGUUAGAGAAGCUGUGGAAGAAGAGGUUGAUCGGUUCCCAGGAAAACCAGAUCAUCAUCAUCAUCAUCAUCAGGUUGAGGAGAUUUCCGAACAAGUGCAGCAUCGUCGAGAGGAAUUGCUGGAGGAAGGUUCAGGACAACAAUCUGAGGCUGUUGUGUUGCCGGAGAAGCUAUCGGACGGCGAGGAAACUGCGUCGGCUGAGAAAGUUUGUGACGUUGAUCCUCGAGGAGUCAAUGAGGGUCAUAUCGAUGACUCUGUGGAAGAAACUUUGGGGAACAGAGGAAUAGACGUGAUUGGGGGAGAGUCGGCGGCUGAUGAAGAAGAGGUCAGUGGUGUGGUCGACGAAUCGAAGGGAAAAGAUGAAGUGCACGAGGUGGGGAUGCAUAAUGACAGCGAGGAUGACGAUUGGGAAGGGAUUGAGAGAAGUGAGUGGGAGAAUGAUUUCGCUGCGGCGGUGAAAUUUGUGGAGUCUCAGACUGGGGCUAAGGGCGAUGAUCGUUUGGUGGAUGCUGGGAGUGACGUGCAGAUGGAAUUGUAUGGACUUCACAAGGUUGCCACUGAAGGGCCUUGCUACGAGUCUCAGCCUAUGGCUCUCAAGCUAUCUGCUCGUGCUAAGUGGAAUGCUUGGCAGAGGUUGGGGAACAUGAGUCCAGAGAUGGCAAUGGAGCAGUAUAUCACCAUUCUUUCAGAUAACAUUCCAGGGUGGAGGGAAGACCAUUUGGCGGGGGAAGAUAAACCAGAAUCCUCGAAGGAAAAAAUAACUAUUCAGCCUGGUUCAAGCACAUGUUUCCACAAUCAACCAAAUGAAAGGGAACUAGAACUGAAGUCCAGUGUUGAUGGAGGUGGUUUAACCAGUGGCUCACACCUGGAGAGCAAGGCUUUAGGAUGACAUGGUCGCUUUUCUUCUUAGUCUCCCGGGCAUAGGUGCUACUCUGGGUUUGCCUGACUAGAAACAGGUUAAUACUUGUGGCAAGUAUAAAUUAUGUGCUUCGAGUAUCUGUGGGUCCUGGGUUGAUUGAUUAUACUAUUAUUUAUUUGUUCUACAUUUAUUGUAACUUUGUGUGGUUAUCAAAACUGUUGACAUAUGCGUUGUAUAUAUAUAACUUACCGUGUUUGUCGCU
This is a messenger RNA of Ziziphus jujuba (common jujube), 1676 nucleotides long. RefSeq names its product acyl-CoA-binding domain-containing protein 3. The record is from RefSeq and is a predicted model, not a curated record. Bases 332 to 1444 code for a protein of 370 amino acids. The transcript has 5 exons. Lineage: Eukaryota; Viridiplantae; Streptophyta; Magnoliopsida; Rosales; Rhamnaceae. Gene Ontology annotation, biological process: fatty acid metabolic process. Gene Ontology annotation, molecular function: fatty-acyl-CoA binding.